AUGGCCGAGCAGUACGGUUACGAGCCCACCAACGGUGCUACCCCGGAGCCCGUCGACGUUCCUUCCGCCGAGCCUUCCCCCGACCACCAUGAGGUCGCCUACCUCAACGGCAACGGCUCUGCCGGCGCCGACAUCUCCACCAACGGCAUCCCCACCCCCGUCGUCGUCCGCAAGACCUUAAGCUCAUGGGUCGGUUUCUCCAACCUCCCCAACCAGGUCCACCGUCGCAGUGUCCGUCGAGGAUUCCAGUUCGUCGCCAUGGUUGUCGGCGAGUCGGGUCUCGGCAAGUCGACGCUCAUCAACACUCUUUUCGAGACCAAGCUCUACCAGCCCAAGGUCAUCCCCGAGCCCGGAACGGACCGUGGCAAGACUGUCAACAUCGAGUCCAUCAGCGCUGAGAUCGAGGAGAACGGCGUCCGUCUUAAGCUCACUGUCGUCGACACUCCUGGUUUCGGCGACUUCGUUAACAACGACGAGUGCUGGAAGCCCAUCGUCGACAACAUCGAGGCCCGUUAUGACGCCUACCUUGAGCAGGAGAACCGCGUCAACCGCCUCAAGAUGACCGACAACCGUAUCCACGCCUGCAUCUACUUCAUUCAGCCCACUGGUCACGCCCUGAAGCCCAUCGACAUCGAAUUCAUGAAGCGCUUGCACACCAAGGUCAACCUGAUCCCUGUUAUUGCCAAGGCCGACACCCUUACCGAGGAAGAGGUCGAGCUUUUCAAGCGGAGGGUGCUGUCUGACAUUCACCACCACGGUAUCCGCAUCUUCGAGCCCCCUCAGUACGAGCGCGACGAUGAGGAGACUCAGCAGGAGAACCAGGAGAUCAUCAGCAAGAUUCCCUUUGCUGUUGUCGGCUCCGACCAGGUUGUCCAGGCUCCCGACGGACGCAGCGUUCGUGGCCGUUCGUACCCUUGGGGUGUCAUCGAGGUCGACAACGAGACCCACUGCGACUUUGUCAAGCUUCGCCAGAUGCUCGUCCGCACGCACAUGGAGGAGCUCCGUGAGCACACGAACGACGUUCUCUACGAGAACUACCGUACCGAGAAGCUCCGCGCCAUGGGUGUCACGCAGGACGAGUCGGUCUUCAAGGAGACCAACCCGGCGGCCAAGCAGGCCGAGGAGCGCGCCAUGCACGAGGCCAAGCUGGCCAAGAUGGAGGCGGAGAUGAAGAUGGUCUUCCAGCAGAAGGUCCAGGAGAAGGAGCAGAAGCUCAAGCAGUCGGAAGAGGAGCUCUACGCUCGUCACCGCGAGAUGAAGGAGGCUCUCGAGAAGCAGCGUCUCGAGCUCGAGGACAAGAAGAGGCGUCUCGAGAGCGGCCGCCCACUCACGCCCGAGAAGGGCACCAAAAAGCGCUUCGGUCUGGGCAAGUAA
Messenger RNA from Trichosporon asahii var. asahii CBS 2479, 1374 nucleotides. Its product is annotated as septin ring protein. The record is from RefSeq and is a predicted model, not a curated record. Gene Ontology annotation, cellular component: cytosol; septin complex; septin ring. NCBI's taxonomy places the organism in Eukaryota, Fungi, Basidiomycota, Tremellomycetes, Trichosporonales, Trichosporonaceae. The transcript is spliced from 6 exons. Gene Ontology annotation, molecular function: GTP binding; GTPase activity; molecular adaptor activity. Bases 1 to 1374 code for a protein of 457 amino acids. Gene Ontology annotation, biological process: cytoskeleton-dependent cytokinesis.